Messenger RNA from Gracilinanus agilis (Agile Gracile Mouse Opossum), 4144 nucleotides. RefSeq names its product ADAM metallopeptidase domain 17 (gene ADAM17). NCBI's taxonomy places the organism in Eukaryota, Metazoa, Chordata, Mammalia, Didelphimorphia, Didelphidae. The transcript has 19 exons. Gene Ontology annotation, molecular function: metalloendopeptidase activity. Gene Ontology annotation, biological process: Notch signaling pathway; membrane protein ectodomain proteolysis. Gene Ontology annotation, cellular component: plasma membrane. Bases 66 to 2540 code for a protein of 824 amino acids. The record is from RefSeq and is a predicted model, not a curated record.
UCUCGGGUGCGAGCCGAGCCCCAGGCCCCAGGCCCGAGAGAAGGAAGAGUUUUCGGGCCGCCAACAUGAAGUUAUGCGUCCUAGUCUUCUCCAGCUGCUUCCCCCUUCUGUUGGCGAGAAGACCCCCGGACGGGCCCGGUCAUGACUCCCACCCUCCGAAUGAGAAGCUUGAUUCCAUGCUGUCAGAUUAUGAUAUCCUUUCUUUGUCAAACAUCCAGCAACAUUCCUUGAGGAAAAGGGAUCUACAAACAGCAUCACAUUUAGAAAGAUUAUUGACUUUUUCAGCCUUAAAUAGGCAUUUUAAGAUAUAUCUAACAUCCAGUGCUGAACGCUUUUCACGAAAUUUCAAAGUAUUGGUUGUGGAUGGGAAAGAAGAGCAAGAAUAUCCUGUAAAAUGGCAAGAUUUCUUCUCGGGGCAUGUAGUGGGUGAACACAACUCCAGAGUUCUGGCCCAUAUAGGUGAUGAUGACUUUACAGUAAGAAUCAAUACAGAUGGGGCAGAAUAUAAUAUAGAGCCACUCUGGAGAUUUAUUAACAAUACCCAGGACAAAAGAAUGUUGGUUUAUAAAUCUGAAGAUAUCAAGAAUGUUUCACGUUUUCAGUCUCCAAAAGUGUGUGGUUAUUUGAAGAUUGAAAAAGAAGAAUUGCUCCCUAAAGGACUAGAAGACAGAGAACUACAUAAAGUGCAUGUUCAUCGGGAGAAGAGAGCUCCUCCAAAUCCAUUGAAGAAUACAUGCAAGUUACUGGUGGUAGCAGACCAUCGUUUUUACAAGUACAUGGGCAGAGGGGAAGAGAGCACAACUACAAAUUACUUAAUUGAGCUGAUUGACAGAGUUGAUGACAUCUAUCGGAAUACAUCCUGGGACAAUGCAGGUUUUAAAGGUUAUGGCAUACAGAUAGAACAGAUUCGUAUCCUCAAGGCACCUCAAGUGGUAAAACCUGGUGAAAAACACUUUAAUAUGGCAAAAAGUCAACCCAAUGAAGAGAAGGAUGCUUGGGAUGUGAAGCAGUUACUAGAGCAAUUCAGCUAUGAUAUAGCUGAGGAUGCAUCAAAAGUUUGCCUUGCACAUCUUUUCACAUAUCAAGAUUUUGAUAUGGGAACUCUUGGAUUAGCAUAUGUUGGAUCUCCCAGAACAAACAGUCAUGGAGGUGUUUGUCCAAAAGCUUAUUAUAGCUCAGUCUGGAAAAAGAACAUCUUUCUGAACAGUGGUUUGACCAGCACAAAAAAUUAUGGUAAAACCAUCCUUACAAAGGAAGCUGAUUUAGUUACAACUCAUGAACUGGGACACAACUUUGGAGCAGAACAUGAUCCUGAUGGCUUAGCAGAAUGUGCCCCAAAUGAAGAUCAAGGAGGAAAAUAUGUUAUGUAUCCCAUAGCUGUGAGUGGAGACCACGAAAAUAACAAGAUGUUUUCAAACUGCAGUAAACAAUCCAUCUUCAAGACUAUUGAAAGUAAGGCUCGUGAAUGUUUUCAAGAACGCAACAACAAUGUGUGUGGGAAUUCCAGGGUGGAUGAAGGAGAAGAAUGUGAUCCUGGCAUUAUGUAUCUGAACAACGACACCUGUUGUAAUACAAACUGUACCUUGAAGAAAGGAGUUCAGUGUAGUGAUAGAAAUAGUCCUUGCUGUAAAAACUGUCAAUUUGAGACAGCUGAAAAGAAGUGCCAAGAGGCCAUUAAUGCUACCUGCAAAGGCGUAUCCUACUGUACAGGUAACAGCAGUGAAUGUCCCCCUCCUGGAAAUGCUGCAGACGAUACUGUUUGUUUGGAUUUAGGAAAAUGCAAAGAUGGAGAGUGUAUUCCCUUCUGUGAAAGGGAGAAGAACCUCCAGUCUUGUGCAUGCAAUGAAACUGACCAUUCCUGCAAGGUGUGCUGUAGGGAUGAAUCUGGCCGAUGCGUUCCAUACCUCGAUGCUGACAAUAACUUCUUAUUUUUGAGGAAAGGAAAGCCCUGUACUGUGGGAUUUUGUGACAUGAAUGGCAAAUGUGAGAAACGGGUUCAGGAUGUAAUAGAGCGAAUUUGGGAUUUCAUUGAUCAGCUAAGCAUCAAUACUUUUGGGAAGUUUUUAGCAGACAACAUUGUUGGUUCAGUCCUGGUCUUCUCCUUGAUUUUGUGGAUUCCCCUCAGCAUUCUUGUCCAUUGUGUGGACAAGAAAUUGGAUAAACAGUAUGAAUCGUUGUCUUUGUUUCAUCCCAGUAAUGUGGAAAUGCUCAGUAGCAUGGACUCGGCCUCUGUUCGCAUCAUCAAACCAUUUCCUGUGCCUCAACCCCCUGGUAGACUUCAGCCACUCCAGCCUGCUCCAGUGAUGCCCUCAGUGGCCCCAAAGCUGGACCACCAAAGGAUGGAUACCAUUCAGGAAGACCCAAGCACUGACUCAAUCCUUGAUGAAGAUGGCUUUGAGAAGGAUCCUUUCCCAAAUAGCAGCUCAGCUGCAAAGUCUUUUGAGGAUCUUACAGACCAUCCUGUCACAAGGAGUGAAAAGGCAUCCUCUUUUAAAUUACAGCGCCAAAGUCGUGUGGACAGCAAAGAAACCGAAUGCUAGUUUAGGGUUUUGCCUCCUCGACUUUUUUUACCUACCUGUACAAAAUAAUUUUUAUAAGUUUCAUCUAAAAUCAUUACAUUAUAUAUUUCAAAGGGCUUAGUAGAAAAUGGGACAAAUAAGGAAGUGACUUAACAGCAGAUGCUGGUCAUGUGUUUGACCUUCCUUACUGAAAUAGUCCUCAUGUGUUUAGUCUUAGCCCUUUUUCCUUUCAAGGAGGUAAGCUUAUUUUGAAGCUUUCUGGUUUGAUUUCAUUUUUUGAAUCUUUAAAAUGUACUUUUUAACCUGUGGUGCAAAAAGCUGAAAAUCUAGGUGUGUAUAUUUGCUUUUUGUAAUUUAACUUUUUAUUCAUAACAGCACUGAUCAGAGAGGUGAGAUUUUUUUUUUCAAUGGCCGGCCUAUAAUGAUCCUUUGAAUAGUGGAGACUUGUAGAAAUAAUUUGUCAUGGAACCUAGAACAGUGUCAUUGAUGCAUAUUUUCAAAUGAAGAUUGAGCUGAACCAAAAUCUCAUUGUAAGUGAUCUCAAUGUGGAUUCCAGUCUCAGGUAUUACUGAGAGCUUUUGGCAGAUAAGGGGCCAUAAAAUCUGAUUUUGGAAAUAAUUUUGGUGGUAUAGCCCUUCAAUGGGGCAAAUGAAUAAAGAUUCACAGUUGCAGGUAGAGGGAACAUUUAGAUAGAUAUAUAUAUUAAGCAUCUUUUUUGAUAGGGACUUUCCAAUGUUUAGAUAGACCUCAUCUGCUGAUUGACAUCCUCUCUGUUCUGUGGAUCUUUGUGAAUUCCUAUUGCCAAGAACUUUUGAAAAAGUCACUUAUUUAAAGGAAUCUAUAUUAUUAGGCCAGGAACACUGACAUGUAUUGCUCUGGAUUAAUGAAAACCUAUCAACAAGAACACAGGAUGUUUCUAACGAACAAUGGGAAUAAAAAGCAAGAAAUAUUUACUCAACGUAACUUAAAAUGUGGUCAUAGUAUCAAGCAGGUAAACAGCACAGUCUUUCUCUCUGAGCUGGGUAGCAUCUGCCACAGUUGCCACUGGAAAUUAUUUUUGAUAGAUCAGCAAAUAGAUGUUUGCAUUAUUUGUUGCUUUUGGAAGUGUCCCAGGAUCUUGGAAAAUCGCCAAUUGCUACGUGAAGGAUAAAUUUUGAUUUACACAGAAUUGUAGUUGAAAGCAUUUCUAAGUACUGAGUAAUAGUGCUCACCAGCCAAGAUAUUUUAAUUCAACUUGUAUUUAUAAAAUUGAUGGGAAUUAACCAAACCUGUGACAAAAUGUGUUGUUUCAAGAAUAUAUUUGUUACAUGGAUUCUUGUUACACUAAUACUUGAAACUUGUGCCUUAUGGUAUUGUUAUUGUUAAGUAGUCAUCAUGUUAUAUUUUUAGUUAUGCUUUUGGAAACACUGGGGUGCGUGGGUGUGUGUACGAAAGUGUGAGAGAUCCGUAUAAUUUCCAGAAAAAUGUAAUAUAACCAUUUUUUAUAAAAUUUUAUGACUUUUUUAAAAACAAAAUUGCCUUUGCCUUUCCCUCAUGUAUACAAUUAACAAUGCUCAGCAUGGAAUUUGUAGCUACAGAAUUGAUACUACCUGCCUUGAUUUGUCAAUAAAUAUUUAAUAACAUCA